AUGGCCCCAUUCAUACGCUUGGAUAAACAAGACAUGCGUCGUAGAUUUGUAAGGCCGAAGUUGCGAUGGACAGAUUUCUUAGCCUAUUACGCCAAGAAAAUAUUUGAAGGUGCGAAACUGUAUGGCAGGGGCAUGGAGUAGAGACGUAUGGCGGUUACUGUGUUUAGGAAUCCAGGAGUCUUUAUGGGUAGUACUCUUAAUGUACUCCAGGACUCCUAA
Molecule: messenger RNA, 219 nt
Organism: Nezara viridula (southern green stink bug)
Lineage: Eukaryota; Metazoa; Arthropoda; Insecta; Hemiptera; Pentatomidae
Source: the annotation of a GenBank genome assembly